AUCGCAUCGACACAAUGCACCAACUGCGACACCCAGACCACACCGCUCUGGCGUCGAGAUAAGGAAGGGAACCCGCUCUGUAACGCUUGUGGCCUGUUCCUGAAACUACACGGGCGCAUUCGACCGUUGAGUCUCAAGACUGAUGUGAUCAGGAAGCGCAACCGA
Gamsiella multidivaricata is the source of this 165-nucleotide messenger RNA. RefSeq lists its product as uncharacterized. The transcript has a single exon. Gene Ontology annotation, biological process: negative regulation of transcription by RNA polymerase II; positive regulation of transcription by RNA polymerase II. Gene Ontology annotation, molecular function: DNA-binding transcription factor activity, RNA polymerase II-specific; RNA polymerase II cis-regulatory region sequence-specific DNA binding; zinc ion binding. NCBI's taxonomy places the organism in Eukaryota, Fungi, Mortierellomycota, Mortierellomycetes, Mortierellales, Mortierellaceae. The annotation marks the transcript as partial. The record is from RefSeq and is a predicted model, not a curated record.